Molecule: messenger RNA, 1005 nt
Organism: Rotaria socialis
Lineage: Eukaryota; Metazoa; Rotifera; Eurotatoria; Philodinida; Philodinidae
Source: the annotation of a GenBank genome assembly
UGGGUGUGGGUGUGGGUGUGUGGGUGUGGGUGUGGGUGUGGGUGUGGGUGUGGGUGUGUGGGUGUGGGUGUGUGGGUGUGGCUGUGGCUGUGUCUUCUAUUCACUCACACCCACACCCAAUAUCUCGUAAAAAAUAAUUUUUGUUUAGACACGUAGAUAGUUCGCGAUCAGAAAAUCAUGCACCAUUAUGAGGAAAGUGUUAUAAUGUUAUUUUUCUUGAAUUGUAUUGCAGGCAAGAGGCAAAAUGACAAGCGUUUCGAGUGUGACACGCCUGGCAUCGAGUGGACGAUUGUUGGAAGUAAUGCAGAUUACUUGGCACUACUUGUGCGUGAAUAUUUCGAGCCAUACAAUAAACUUGCCGAUUUCGAUAAGCUGAUACAUGAUGCUCGUCGCAAUUACAUCGAAAAAACACUGACACAGAAGUCAGAGAUAAACUACAUUGGGAAAUUAUUUGACAAAGCAGCACAGAAAAAAGAUCCGAAGUAUCUUCUUGAAGCAUAUACUGCCGAAACAGAGUUCUAUGGAGUAUUAAAUAGAAAUCUGGCGCAGGCAACAUUAGAUGGAACUGAGCCAAUAAAAAUCAACAUCAAUCAAAACUGUGCGGCGAUAGUUGGAAUUAUCGUUCAUCAUUCCUUGUUGGAUGGACUCAACUUUCACGGCAAAUCUUAUCGUGGCAUGACUAUUGAUAGGAGUGAAUUGGAAAAAUAUAAGAAAGGAACGCGUAUUCUAACUAAAUCAUUUCUUUCCUCGUCCCAAAAUCCAAAAGUUGCCACAGGAUUCGCUAAAAGUUCAGCUGUCAGCAGCACUAUUCGUGUUCUGUGUAUCUACGACAUUCGUAACCGUAGAAGUGGACUUAAUCUUGAAGAAAUAUCAAAGUUUGCAAAGGAGCAAGAAGUUCUGAUCAUGCCGUAUACGGCCUUUAAAAUCAUGGAAGUUACCCAUUUGGAUAACCACGCUAAUGAUAUCAAAGCUGAAAUAAAACUAAAAGAAUGUGAACCAUGGUGA